AUGAACGAUCUUAACUGCCUGAAGUCCCUCAGGACGGCGAUGGGGGACCUAGACGUGUACGAUGUAAUACACAACUUCAUACAGCUCGAUGUGUUCACCAACGAGGAAUGCAUCGAGAUCACAAACGAACCGAAUGAAACGUUUAGACUCGAUCUGAUGUUUAUGAUACUGGAGGUAAAGCAGCCCCGCGAUCCAAACAUAGUAGGCCGGUUUAUGGAAGCACUGCUGGAAUACUACGACUGGAUCGUAGAAAAGUGGAAAAUCUAUUGCAAAAUAACGACGAACACCCAGUAUCAGUCGUACAGGAAUGAGUCAUUCAUGCCAUCGCAUUCGACAGGCGUGUAUAGGAAGAAUUUACGAUGGACAAUACACAAGCACCUGAUGUCAUUGCGUCACGGGGCGUCCGAGCAUCGGUAUCUGUUCGUCAAUGGCAAGAUCGGAACCGGCAAGCAGACGCUCGUUUGUCAGGCGUGUGAAGACAUGACGGUGGUGAUGCGCAUGAACUAUAAAAUCUUCUACCUGGAUCUGGCGUACUGUAACACCAAGGAGGCCACGCUGGAAAUGUUGGAAAAGUUGCGCGUCCAGCUGGGGGAUGCGGUUAAGCAGGAAGAGCGCAGCAAUAACUACAGCUAUCCCUCGAAUAAAAUCGACUACUGGAAGCGCACCUUUACCCAGGCAUUCGAGAAGGAACUGUCGGAAAGCUUGCUGGUGCUGGGGCACGUGCGCAGUGCCGAACUGAUCAAGGAUUUCGACUUCAAGUGCAAAACCGUCGUGAUCACGAGCAACACGGACGUGGUGGGCGAGGUGAGCGAAUCGGAACGAUUCGUGGUGGAACUCCCGCAAGGUUUCACCGAAGACGAAGGGCUAGAGCUGUUUGCGAGGGCGCUGAAAAAGAAAAGCACCAUGUUGCCGCCCGAAGCGACGGAGCUGUGCCGUGCGUUGCAGGGUAAUCCAUUCCUCAUCAACCUGAUCGCGCUGCGGAUGAGCGAAGAGUCCAAAAACGAGAAGCAAAUCGACUGGCAGCAACACAUUGACAAUCUGCAAAACUUUAGCAUUGGCCGAUCGGAGCGGGUUUCGCGAACGAUCGCUUCUACGCUGGAGCAGUUCACCAAGGAGGAGCAGCAGUGUUUCCACGAUUUGGUGAUCUUCCGGGACAACGUGCCACUAUCGCCGAGUGUGCUGGAGAUGUACUGGGGGAAGGAUAACAAGUCGACCGAAUGUUUCCUGUCAAAGCUGGAACGACGUGGACUGCUGGAGAAGCGUGUCUGUAAGAAUAAGAUGUUUUAUACGAUGCAAUACAUUUGCUAUAACGAUAUCAUGCAUCCACCGGGCUCAGAUAUGAUCAAACUUCAUCGUCGUCUGCUAAAAAACUAUAGCAUUCGCGAGAAACUCGACAACCGCAGGGAGCUAGAACUGACUAACGAGUUCCCGAACGAUGACUACUUUCACUUCUACAUUGGAUACCACAUAGAUAAGGCCGGGGAGCAUGAUCUGUUCCCCGUGCUGUAUCAAGAUUUCGGCUUUCUGGAGCAGAAGCUGCGCAUCGCUGGGCUGGCAAAUACGGUCGGCGAUCUGCGCAAAUAUCAGGACAAGAUAUUUCCCCACGUCGAUGAAGAAUUCAUCAUCGACGCGCUGAUCGAGUUUCUGAUGGUGGCGGAGUGUUUGCUGUCCGAUGAUUCGCGGCUCCUGCAGAGGGCAUUAAACUUCCCUGGAGAGAUCGGAAACAUGGCGAAGGUGCAGGUGGAACAGUUUAAGAACCAUCUCUGGUUCUGUGAUGUAUCUCAUGGAUUUGAAUCUUCGGUGAUUAAACUGUGCCAUCGUCCGGAUGUGGUGCGCUUUCAGGAUCAGAGUCAUGUGUUUGUGUCGCUGGCCAACAACGAUAUCCAGCUGUGGAAUCUCUCGGUAGACUACGUGGUGCCGCCGAUGACGUUUAAGGGUUGUCAUGGCGAUCAGAUCAAAGACAUGCAGAAGACGGACCAAUUUUUGGUGGCUCUCAAUAGGCGAGGAUUGAUAAAGGUGUGGUCGACCAAAAACCCACCUGACCGGCCGGACUAUCGCAUGCGCGACGCUACAGCACGCGAGGUAGAGAAAACACUAUCCAUAUCCGGUGGGUUCAGCUGUUUCUGUGUGUUGAAGCAAAGCAGACACACGGAACUGAUCGCGAUCAGUCAGACGGGAUUGCUGUGCGUGUACAAGGUGUACAAUAUCGAGUUCCGCACGGAAAAGCCGGACAUCAAACACCAAACGGACAUAUACAACGCGUACAUAUUGCUGCCGUUGCGAGAUUUUGACUACGAGAACAGUGGUAGCGCCAUCAGACGCUGCCUGUUUUUGGUCGUUGUUGGUAACACACAUAUGGGAAUCGUUUUCAACAUGAUGUCGACAAGCAUCGAGUCACGGUUCGUCGAACCGGAAAAAGCACUCAAUGUGCACCAGCUGCCGCAAGGAUUGCUUUUCGUCAACGAAAAUCAGGUGCGUUUGCGGGCAGUGCAUCAGGACGGACCGGAUGCGGCCCGAAUUGUGUACGAGAGCAAACAUGCCGUCAACACGUGCAGUGUGGUGACGGAGGACAAGCGGUACGUUGUGCUCGGUACACAGCGCGGCAUCUCCAUCGUCAACAUCAGCGAAGGUGUCGAGGUACGGCGCAUGAACAACAGUCACUCGAUCGUCGAUCUGGACGUGUUGAUGAUGGAGGAAAGCAUGUCCCACGUACUGCUGGCGUCCAUCUCGAAGGAUGGAGAAAAUGCGAUGAAUCUGUACAGCUUAUCGCUGGACACAACCAACCAGUAUCAGCUGGAAGGUACCACAGUGUUUCUCGCCAGCCUGGAAGAUGAUCCGGUGCUGCUGAACACCGUAGAUCGGCACUGUCGACUGCAGCAGACACUGCUACACGAUAACGAUUGGCGUGUGUCGCACGAAAAAACGUUCACCAAUGAAAAUAUCGAUGCGCCCGUGCUGUCUGUUAUCAAAACACCAACGGCGUACUAUUUUGGCCUUGAAAAUGGAAAACUGCUUAAGAUGUCCGAAUGGCACAGCAGCACCCAGAUGGUGAAUGUGGUGAAUCUCGGCACGGAGGUAACGUAUUUGGAUUACUUCCAAUGUGCCACUGAUCGGGACAAUCUGGAAGUGUUGGUGGUAGCAGGCAAAGGUAUCUGCAAAAUAUACGUGAACGAACGUGAGGACAAAGAACUGCCCGAUACCGUACGGAAGUGUUACCUACUGUACGAUCGUUUCCUGCUGCUAAUUGGUGAUCGUUGUUCGAUUCAGAUUUAUGAUUUUGAGAAACGUUAUGAACCACCGGAAUUAGUACAAAAAGAAAUCGAACGUUCGUACGGUGCAUCAGCUUACCAGCAGCAGCCACGAUCGGCACUCAUACUAUGCACAGCCGAUGGUAUCGUUUACCAUCUAGGGUUGCAACAGGGCCUCAUCGAAUCGUCCGAUUUGGCUCCGUUCGACGAGCUGCUGACGGUGAAACCGGCCCAAAGCAAACACACUCCGUCCGUCACCGGUAGCAACAAAGUGAUCUGCAGCUGUGCCUUAUCGGCGGACGGAGAGUUCCUGGCCGUGGGUUGCCAAGACGGUCGGAUCAUACUGCACCAGCGGGAGCUCAACCGGCAGCUCGGUGUGCUGGAAUCGCACCAGUUCCCGGUGUCGGAAUUGUACUUUAGCAACUGGAAUGAACCGGGCGCACCGCAUAUAUUGGUUAGCGUCGGCGAUCUGAUCGUGUUCUGGAGCGUCGACUAUGUGGUGAACAAUCAACCGCGCAAGAGCGUAUCGGGCAUACGGCGGUCGGGUCGGUUUAUACAGCGCCGGACGGCCGAUGGAAUGGUCGCAUCGAACGAAAACCGUCGGUCGAACGGUAGCAACCAUUCGGGUUUCUCCACACCGGUCGUGGGCAGUCCCGUGCAGAAAAGUUUCCUGGGCGAACGGUUCGCCGACUCGGUAUAUUGGUGCGAUAAGCGGGGCUCUUACAGCAAACCGUACCUUCUGUCGUGCAUCAAACUGAUCGGACGGGCGAAACGGUUGAUCAUGAAUCGAGAGUUUAGCAAAUUUCUCACAAUGGACGAUGAGGGUUACAUUCACUAUUUACGCUUUUAUCGUCCAUCCUCGAACCAGCUGCUGUUUCCACCGCCCGCAACCUUUGCGAUGGGACCGCCUGCCGUGCCGGCGACGGUUACGCCAAUGGACGACGGGAGCAUUAGCCAUGGGAGCAACAGCAACGGCAACAGCAGUUCGCGUACCGUACAUCUCAUAUGA
Molecule: messenger RNA, 4257 nt
Organism: Anopheles marshallii
Lineage: Eukaryota; Metazoa; Arthropoda; Insecta; Diptera; Culicidae
Gene: Dark
Exons: 5
Coding region: 1-4257 (1418 amino acids)
Molecular function (GO): ADP binding; protein binding
Source: RefSeq, a predicted model, not a curated record